CCCGGUCGCGCAGACCCUGAGCAAGCCGGCAAGCGAGAAGAUGCCUCGGCCGGGCCGCAACACGUACAGCGACCAGAAGCCCCCCUACUCCUACAUCUCUCUGACCGCCAUGGCCAUCCAGAGCUCCCCGGAGAAGAUGCUGCCGCUCAGCGAGAUCUACAAGUUCAUCAUGGACCGCUUCCCCUACUACCGGGAGAACACGCAACGCUGGCAGAACAGCCUGCGCCACAAUCUCUCUUUCAACGACUGCUUCAUCAAGAUCCCGAGGCGGCCAGACCAGCCGGGCAAAGGCAGUUUUUGGGCGCUGCAUCCCAGCUGCGGGGACAUGUUCGAGAACGGGAGCUUCCUACGGCGCCGCAAGCGCUUCAAGGUGCUCAAGUCUGACCACCUGGCGCCCAGCAAGCCGGCGGACGCCGCGCAGUACCUCCAACAGCAGGCUAAGCUGCGACUCAGCGCGCUGGCCGCCUCAGGCACGCAUCUGCCGCAGAUGCCCGCCGCUGCCUACAACCUGGGCGGCGUGGCGCAGCCCUCUGGCUUCAAGCACCCCUUCGCUAUCGAGAACAUCAUCGCGAGGGAGUACAAGAUGCCUGGGGGACUGGCUUUCUCUGCCAUGCAGCCGGUUCCGGCUGCCUACCCGCUCCCUAACCAGUUGACUACCAUGGGCAGCUCUCUGGGCACCGGCUGGCCCCAUGUGUACGGUUCAGCGGGGAUGAUCGACUCAGCCACCCCUAUCUCAAUGGCGAGUGGCGACUACAGCGCCUAUGGAGUACCGCUGAAGCCGCUGUGCCACGCCGCGGGCCAGACGCUGCCCGCCAUCCCAGUGCCCAUCAAGCCCACACCGGCCGCAGUGCCUGCCCUGCCGGCGCUGCCCGCACCCAUCCCCACCCUGCUCUCGAACUCGCCGCCUUCGCUCAGCCCCACGUCCUCGCAGACAGCCACCAGCCAAAGCAGCCCCGCUACCCCUAGCGAGACACUCACCAGCCCGGCUUCUGCCUUGCACUCAGUAGCGGUGCACUGACCCAACAGAAACUGGGGCUCCCUCUCGGUCACCUCCACACUACCCCUCUCACCAUUUCCCCAGCUCCGAGUCCGGGUCCAGCCCCCUCUGACCUAGAACCGCCACCCUGACUUGUCCAUUCCACCUUCUUCCUUAAAUCCUCUGUCUUAGGAUAACUUUUGGUUUUGGACCCAGAAGACAACCCACAAACUUGCCAGAAGGCGCGCGUGAAAGUUGUCUUCGCUCCCAUAUGGCACUAGAGAAAACAGGGGCUACCCCAAGCCAAGCGGCCCGUCAGGGGUCCCAGAAAUGCACUCCCAUACAACAGGGAGGACACCCCGACUCCCUCCUGUUCGGAGAAAACAAAAAACAAAAAAGGCGGGAGCGGGGCGGGGGACAACCUUCAUCUUCUGCGCUUGGAUCGGCGGAGCUCCGGACUCUGCGCAAUUUCAAGACCAGAGACACUGCCCGAGAGCUGAAGGCCACCGUGGCUGCAGCGGAACGCGGGCUGGAUCUCCUUAGGGCCUGAAAAUCCGUGGCCACUGGACCCACUAAUCCUCCUCCGGGCUCGCCUCCGCCCAGCAGG
This is a messenger RNA of Acomys russatus (golden spiny mouse), 1583 nucleotides long. It is a transcript of the gene Foxb1, whose product is annotated as forkhead box B1. Gene Ontology annotation, molecular function: DNA-binding transcription factor activity, RNA polymerase II-specific; RNA polymerase II cis-regulatory region sequence-specific DNA binding. The transcript has a single exon. The coding region runs from base 41 to 1018 and encodes 325 amino acids. Lineage: Eukaryota; Metazoa; Chordata; Mammalia; Rodentia; Muridae. The record is from RefSeq and is a predicted model, not a curated record. Gene Ontology annotation, biological process: regulation of transcription by RNA polymerase II; cell differentiation; anatomical structure morphogenesis.